Tetrahymena thermophila SB210 is the source of this 1512-nucleotide messenger RNA. RefSeq names its product tetratricopeptide repeat protein. Gene Ontology annotation, biological process: protein O-linked glycosylation via mannose; endoplasmic reticulum unfolded protein response. Gene Ontology annotation, molecular function: protein binding; mannosyltransferase activity. NCBI's taxonomy places the organism in Eukaryota, Ciliophora, Oligohymenophorea, Hymenostomatida, Tetrahymenidae. The transcript has a single exon. Gene Ontology annotation, cellular component: endoplasmic reticulum. The record is from RefSeq and is a predicted model, not a curated record.
AUGGACAAAUAAGAACAAGAAUUAGUGAGCGAAGUCUAAAAAUUAUUCUAUAAUUGCCAAUUAAAUUAAUGCAUUAAUGUAGUAAAUAAAUUGGAUAUUGAUAGGAGUUUUAAUUGCCAUAAAAUUAUGUAAUAUUAUAGAGGGCUUUCUUUGUUUGAGAACUAGGAAACAUAAAAAGGUUAUGAAUGUUUCGAGAGUGUAAUUGAUGAGAAUCAAAAAUAGAAUUAAGGAAAAGUUAAUGAGGUAGACGUUAUGAUAAGAGUUAUGUACUAAUUAGAAAUGUAUUACACAAAUGUAUAGCAUGCAGAAAAGUUAAAUUUUAAUUUGGAGAAAGUGUUUCAAGAUUAUGAAGCACAACAUUCUUCGUUGCCUAAUUAUAAAAAAGAAAUAUAUUUAUUUGGAAAAGGUAUGUUUUUGUUCAUAGAAAAUAGCAGGGAGUAAAAUUAUAUUGAAUGUACAAAGCUCGUUGAAGAAGCUAUAGAGCUGACUUAAGAGUAUAAGCAAGAAAUGAUGAUUGCUCUAGGAUGGAUGUAUUACAUAUAUUAAAAAACAGAUCUAUCCUGUAAGGUGCAUUAAUAACUAUAUUUAAUAAAUCCAAGAUAUCCAAGCUUAGCAAAUAAUUUUGCUAUCAGCUUGCAUGAAAUUGGAAAAAACGGUAAAGCUGAAGAGCUCUUUUUAGAAGAAGAAAAAUUGAGGAAUAAUAAUUAAAUAUCUAUUUAAAACAUUGCUCAAUUCUACUUUUCAUUAGAAAAUAUCCAUAAGGAAAGGGAAUACUAUGAAAAGUUAUUUUCAAUUGUCCCUAAAACUGCUAGGAUUUAUCACAAAUACGGAUAAUAUUUAAUCAGAAUUGGAUAAAAAGAAAAAGGUCUUAGCUUAUUGAUGCAAGGCUUGCAGAUAGAUCCCUAAUAUUGUCCCAUUUAUUAGGAUUUAUCUGAUAUAGAAUAUGAUAAUAAAAAUUAUGUAAAAGCAAAAGAGUACAUUGAAAAGUGCAUUUAUUAGUACCCAAAAGAUGGCUACUACAUGUAUCGCUUUGCUGCCUGCUUGGAAGCUCUUGAAAAAUAUCAAGAAGCAAUAGAAGCAUAUAAAUAAGCAAUAAUUCAAAAAAAUUAUCUCCCAUACAAAAUAUUCUCGAAUGCUAAGUUGGGAAUGCUUCACUUCAAGUUGAAUUAGCAUUUAAAAACUCUUGAAGAAUUUUUAAAUACUUGCAAUUAUAAAUCAGUGCAAUCUUAUCAGUAGAAAGGAAAUAUAAUACAAGCAUGCUUUUUUUUAAAUCAAUAAUCUAAGAUUUCAUUAAAAGACAAACUUUAAUAAAUUAAUAAAUAGAAUGGAUACAUAGUAACGAGAUUCGAGUAAUUUUCAAUUCAUGUUGGUGAUAAAAACCUUUCAAAAUUAUUUUUAUAUCGAUUAGAUAAUUUAAGAGCAGUUCUAGCAAUAAUUGCAUACUAAAAAUACAUAGAAUCAGAAUUAAUUUUUUAAUCAUAAAUCUUACAUUGGGAUUUAUUCUUAAAUUGA